AUGCCAGAAAUAGAUGAUUAUUUUAGAGAAGUUGAUGUAAACAAGUGGAGUUAUGAUGGAUGUCUCAAAUUCUUGACAACUGAAAAAUGCAUAAACAACUUAUUGCAAAAAAAUGAAACUCAUUUUUUGAGAAAUUUGUUUCCACCUGCAAAUGUAGAAGUAGAUGAAGAAAUCAAUGGUUAUUUAGAUAAUAUAAUUUCUAUUUUUAAGGAUGAAGAGAAAAGUAAAGAGGUGGAACAGAAACAGAAAUUAGUAAAUUUGGGAAUUAAAACUUUUAAAGAAUGCCAAAUUACUUUCAUUUUCGAUACUGUACAAAAAUUGUAA
This is a messenger RNA of Racocetra fulgida, 324 nucleotides long. The record is from the annotation of a GenBank genome assembly. NCBI's taxonomy places the organism in Eukaryota, Fungi, Glomeromycota, Glomeromycetes, Diversisporales, Gigasporaceae.